GCACACGGAUUUUUCUUUCGUUCCUUGUAUCUCGCUCUUUGACCUGAGUAGGCAAACAACCAGAACAAAAUUCCCCUGAUCUGCCGCACCACCACAGCCCUUACGCCGCCGUCCACCAGGCGCUGUCCGCCAGCACCGCUGCACCGGUUCCGAGGCCGCACCGUGCAGAGCUGCUCCAUCGAGCCGCUCCCAAGAACGGCGUUCCCCAUAUCCUGCUGAUGCUCUGCCCAAGGGCGGCUGGCAUCUUCCCUGUUCUCUCUACUGCAUCUUCAUCAGCUAUUUUGGUUGUGCCCAAAGACCUCUCAUCUGCAAGUGCAAACUACGCCAGGCCCAACCUCUUCACCGAUGCCUGAUCUACCCAUCUGCUGCUCCGCAAUAUGUCCAAUAUAGCCGCCGUAUGUACUGGAUCACAACGUCAGGAGUCCAGGUGCGGUUAACCUCACAUCAUAUAUAUAUUCUGUAGACAGACUAAUUUUGAGUUGAACUUAAAAUUAUAUCAAAAAAAUUUAGUGGGUGGUUGUCAAAUUAGGAACACUGAUGUACUAACCAUAUUUCUUAUCCCAUCACAGAAAACCGAUGGAUUUAAAUGCUAUUAAGAAGUUACUGCUUUCCCCUAGACCAAGUGAUGAGUACCUUGCUGGAAUAGAGGGUUUUCUUGAGUUUGCAUAUAGGGAAAAGAAUCCUAAUGAUAAGAUCCGGUGUCCGUGCAAGAAAUGUGUUAAUAAGUGGUUACUAAGGCGUGAUGAAGUGUAUGAUCAUUUAGGGAGUGUUCGUUAGGUGGAGAUAGGAGAGAUUGUGUCUCGUUUUCCGCGCGCACGCUUUUCAAACUACUAAACGGUGCGUUUUUUGCAAAAAAUUUCAAUAGGAAAGUUGCUUUAAAAAAUCAUAUUAAUCCAUUUUUGAAAUUUAAAAUAGUUAAUACUCAAUUAAUCAUGAGCUAAUGGCUCACCUCGUUUUGCGUAUCUUCCCAAUCUCCUCAAUCCCCUUCUCUUCAAACACUCCCUUAGUGUACAAUGGAAUGUUACUUGGUUAUAAUCCUUGGGGUUGUCAUGGUGAAACUGCAUCAUUCAUCUCUGCUAACAGUGAAAUAAAAUCACAAAAUAGAAUUGAUAAUAAUAUGCAACAGCUAGUUCAAGAUGCUUUUGGAAACACAGGCAGCAGCCCUCCAGUGAAUGAUUAUGAUGCACCAACUUCUUCUAACAGUGGGCCAGACUCUGAAACAAAAGCGUUCUAUGAUUUACUCCGAGAUGCUCAUGAACCUUUAUGGGAAGGGUGUGAACUUACAAGGCUUUCGUUUCUUGUAGUCUUGUUUUACAUAAAAUCCAUUAACAAGUGGAGUAAUAAAUCUUUAAAUGAUUUGCUAGCGAUCCUGCAACAAGCAAUUCCAAAUGGAAAGACAAGGCAAAUGAUGACUUUUGUUCAAAAUGUGGAACUUCAAGGUGGAAAAACAAAGAAGAUAAAACUACUUUAACAAAGAAGGAAAGAAGAAGGGCAACCCCAAGAAAAGUUUUACGAUACUUCCCAAUUAAGCCAAGGCUUAAGAGGUUAUUUAUGCAUAAGGAAUCAGCUACAGCAGUGAGGUGGCAUGAUGAGGGUCGCACAAAGGAUGAUGCAUUGCGUCAUCCAGCUGAUUCAAAGGCUUGGAAAGACAUUGAUUCUAGAUAUCCUACCUUUGCAUCAGAUUCUCGAAAUAUCAGGUUUGCAAUGGCUAGUGAUGGGUUUAAUUCAGUUGGAACGAUGAGUUCGACCUACAGUUGUUGGCCGGUCGUCUUAGUUCCCUAUAACCUUCCUCCAUGGUUUUGCAUGACAGCAUCCUUACUUAUGCUUGCUCUCAUAAUUCCAGGGCCAUCUUACCCUGGAAAGGAUUUUCAUGUAUUUAUGGAGCCGGUUUAUGAAGAGUUGAUUGAUUUGUUUAAGGUUGGAACCCCCACAUAUGAUGCAUCCCAAGAUGAGAUGUUUCAACUCCGUGCUAUAUUAUUGUUCGCAAUCAGUGACUACCAUGGAAUUGGGAUCUUUGCAGGUUAUAGCGUAAAUGGUGAAUUUGCAUGUAUUACAUGUCAUGAUGAAACAUGUUCUAAACGUUUGAUACAUGGUCGCAAGUAUUCUUUCAUGGGACAUCGUCGUUUUCUACCCCUAGACCAUGAGUUCCGUUACAAUCGAAUUUCUUUUGAUGGAAUUGAAGAACAUAGACCAGAGCCUAUUGCAUUUUCUGAAACUGCAAUUCUUAGUAAAAUAAAGGCAAUUAAUGAUUUUGAGAAGUCAAAAACAUGGAACUGUGUUAGUGGGCUAUUUUCUUUGCCUUAUUGGGAGUCCAAUUUACUACGCCACAAUCUUGAUGUAAUGCAUAUAGAGAAGAAUGUUUGUGAUAAUAUAUAUGGGACACUUCUAAGACUGGAAGGCAAAUCAAAGGAUAAUUUACAGGCACGACUAGACCUGCAAGAAAUGAAUAUAAGGCUAGGAUUGCAUCCUAAAAAAAAAGCUAACAAUAAGUAUUACUUGCCUCCUGCUACCUAUACAAUGUCUAAAAAUGAGAAGCAACAAUUUUGCAAAGUUCUCCAUGAUAUUAAAGUUCCGGAUGGCUACUCAGGAAACAUAUCAAGAUGUGUAAAUGUUGGUCAGGCAAAAAUUUCAGGACUUAAAAGUCAUGACUACCAUAUUCUAAUCCAACAACUUCUUCCUGUUGCUUUGCGAGGUGUGCUUCCAGACAAUGUUACAUCCGUAUUAUUUGAACUAUGUGGUUAUUUUAGAGAAUUAAGUGCAAAAGUCCUAUACAUAGAUGUGCUUCGGAAGUUGGAUGAACAAAUUAAAAUGACAUUAUGCCGUAUGGAGAUGAUAUUUCCUCCUAGAUUUUUUACUGUUAUGGUGCAUUUAGUUGCUCAUUUAGCAACAGAGGCUGAAAUAGGAGGUCCUGUGUGUUACCGAUCGAUGUACUUUGUGGAAAGGUAUGUUUAUAUUACAAAUACAAUUGAAUUUGUUAUCCAAUAUAUAUUUCUUAACUUUUUUUUCUCAUUUCCAUGUUUAUGUAGAUAUUUGAGUGUGUUGAAGUCAUAUGUGCGUAAUAAAGCGCAUCCUGAGGGAUGUAUAGCUGAAGCAUAUUUGGCAGAUGAGUGUAUGACAUUUUGUUCUAAGAUAUAUUGAAGGUUUUGAGACAAAGCACAACCUACUGUAACGCCCCGAUUUUCGUUCGGGAUUAAAAAUCAUUUAAUAAUGU
Oryza sativa Japonica Group (Japanese rice) is the source of this 3211-nucleotide messenger RNA. NCBI's taxonomy places the organism in Eukaryota, Viridiplantae, Streptophyta, Magnoliopsida, Poales, Poaceae. The record is from RefSeq and is a predicted model, not a curated record.